AUGCAGAAGGAAGGGAGAUCGGAGGGGAUUGGAUGGUGGCUGUGGUUGGGUUUGGCCUUCUUCUGCCUGAUGGAAAGCAUGCUGGUGGAUGGCACCACCAUCUCCAACCAAGACCCGGCGCCAUCCCAGUUAAGCCGAUACCUACGAGGAGGUGGAGGAUCCUCGAUUUUCUCUCGACUGGGGCGAGGAGGCUCGCAUAGCUUCAUCCGCUUGGGACGAACCAUCGACAACCGAUGGACCCCACUCCCUCGCUAUGUCCGAGGCAGUUCCAAUUUCAUUCGACUUGGAAAAAGACUCCCGUUCGACGUAGAAGAAGCCCAAGAUGAAGGAGAAGGAGAAUCGGAUGAAGACUUGCCGAGGGUUCGAGCUCCAAGGGCUCCCUACGCUCCACCCAACAUCAAGAGGCUCAUCAGAGAUAACUUCGUCCGACUUGGCAAAUCAGUCCAAGAAGACGACCAGCAAUGAUCUCUCUCAUAUUCACUUCCUUCCUGUCAUUUCGUUUCCGGCUGUAAACUUGCAAAGGGAGAGGAGAAGGCGAGGAGUGGAUGGAGAGAGAAGGUCCACUGCAGGACACCGUGCGGAGGAUCGGCCAACUGCACGUUUCCCCUCUACACCUACAGAUGUCUCUCCAUUCUCGAUCUCUCAUCUCUCAAGAAUUGCAUCUUACCCACUGAGACCCUCUACUGUCACGACUUCUAGCAGACUGCUGAGAUGCCGACCCUCCUCUUCUGCUGCCGAAUUUCAGACUUCGCCCGUUUGUAUUGAAUGAGUGUGAUUGAAUCCUCCACCUGAGACUCCACAAAUUUAACUCCGUCAGCUCCGUCUUGACCUUUGCCAAUCGCUCCUGCUAAACCUUAGCUAGCCGUAUCAUAAUGGCAUAAUGGUUAUUCAUUUAUUAAGGUUAUUCGCCUGGACCCUCUCUUCCUCUGCUUGUUUCGUCACUCCACGUUUGAUGGUCGAUUCUCCCCUCCAAACGCAAUUUCAACGCUUCUCAAAGAGUUUUAGGCAAAGGUUUUGACUCGUCUCAUUGUUGAUUGAGCUGGCCUCUACUUCUUCUUAGUGUAUAGACCAUAAUUUGUGUGAUGACGCUUUUGCGAAGAAUUAAUUGAGCUGCGUUCGACUCGGUUUUAUCCCUCCGACAAUGAAACCCCACAAACCUUCUCACAAAACCCAUAUUGGAAAGUGCAAGUUGACAGUAAAAUGUAGGCAUGAAAUUUCCUGAAGAGGGUAUCCAUUUAACCGUGGCAGACAUCCUUCCUCUCUCCCUCCCUUUCCCUCCCCCAUUGACAUCGUCCACCCUCGUUCAUUGUUCAUUUGUUUGAUCGAUUUCGACCGUUUCUUCAUCUGUCAAUGAGUAUCUUCCGUAACCCCUGUAUAUCAAUCCCGUUAAUGUGUGAAAGGAUGCGUCGGCUGCAUGUUGAAAUAUUCCUAUUUUCUGCGGAAUGGGGAUCUCUCUGUCUCCCUCU
Messenger RNA from Darwinula stevensoni, 1466 nucleotides. The record is from the annotation of a GenBank genome assembly. Lineage: Eukaryota; Metazoa; Arthropoda; Ostracoda; Podocopida; Darwinulidae.